Fusarium venenatum is the source of this 1959-nucleotide messenger RNA. RefSeq lists its product as uncharacterized. NCBI's taxonomy places the organism in Eukaryota, Fungi, Ascomycota, Sordariomycetes, Hypocreales, Nectriaceae. Gene Ontology annotation, biological process: poly(A)+ mRNA export from nucleus. The record is from RefSeq and is a predicted model, not a curated record. Gene Ontology annotation, cellular component: nucleus. Gene Ontology annotation, molecular function: protein binding; RNA binding.
AUGGCACCUCGAGGUCGUCAGAAUACCACCGGGCGCGAGGCGCGAAACACCACUCGCACAUCACGAGGCGGAAUCUCUAAGCGCAAGGCUGGUCGCGUUGAUGGCGACGGCGAUAUGGAUAUGGACAAUGCCGGUCGGCGUGCCAAGAAAACCCCUACCACCGCCGCCAAAUCCACUCCUACUCGCUCUAGUGCCCGUACUUCAACGCGUGGAGGUCCUUCCAAGAAGGCCCAAAAUGUAAUCGAAGCACUUACCAAUGGCACUGCUGGAUCCCUCGCCUCUCGUGUUUCGAACGUUGGUUCUGGCAGGACUCCUAAAACCCGGUCCCGAGACAUGACAGGCCUUACGCUGCUGCGAGUCGGCGGUUUGAAGGAAAGCAAAGCAGCCAACAAUUCUGGGGGCGGCGUCAACGAUCUUCUUGGUUUCAUGGAGCGGAAGGCCGGAUCAUUCCGAACAAAUUCAAAGCGAAAGGUCGCAAUCAAAAAGCACCAUCCCGUUGGUGAUUACGUCUACGUAGGCGCGACUGAGGAGGAUGCUGAGGAGCUGAUUAAGCUCAACUCUUUUACGUUUGCUGGCGCACCUUUGGAGGUCAUCAAGGUCGAUGAGAUUCCGGCCAGAGGUGCGGUGGUGGAGUCCAAGGAGACUACGGAGCUUCGUGGCAGGCUUCGAGAAAUUCUCAGUGCAAGAUAUGUCGGUGACAACAAGCUCCUUAGGUUGGACGCCCUGGCUUCCGACGCAGAGCUUGUCGCUCUUGGCAUGUUCGAGAACCGUGACCGAGCUCUCAAGACGUUCAAGGGGCUUAUGGCUGUAUGCGAGAGUCUCUUCAAGAGUUCUAAGGAAAAGCAAGAAGCGAUCGAAAGCAUCAGCCUGGCAAGCAACAAUAUUGAUGAUGUGGAACAAGUCGAGAUCAUCGCCACGACUUUUCCUCACCUCAAAAACCUCGACAUGAGUGGCAACCAGGUGGCUUCCAUGCAAGCGCUCCAGCCAUGGAAAGGAAAAUUCAAGUUCCUCGAAACAUUGUUCAUGACAGGCAACCCCAUCGAAACUGCUGACCCAAAUUAUCUGGCAACCCUUCUGGAAUGGUUCCCCAAACUACAGAACGUCAACGGCAAUCAACUCCGUACACCCGAACAGAUUGCUGCGCAGGAGGCUGCCAUGUGGCCUACCCCUAUCCCCCAAAACGGGCCCGAUUUCCGAGACGUUGCCAACGUUGGUGAAAACUUUCUCUUGGAGUUCUUUGCUUCAUAUGAUAGCGACCGACCCGGCCUCACAUCUAGAUUGUACGAUGAGGAAAGUCGAUUCUCCAUUUCUAUUGACACCCGAGCUGCCCCGGAUCCGGCAGCGGCGCCCCCCAUUUCAUGGUCAUCUUACAUCAAGCUCUCCCGCAAUCUGACCAAAAUCACCAACCCCAAUGCUCGUGUCCAACGACUUUUCAAGGGUGCUGCCAGUAUUCAAGACGCCUGGAAAACCCUCCCUCUUACACGUCACCCCAAUAUCAAAGAGGAGCUCACCAAGUACAUCAUGGACUGCCAUCCCUUGCAGGGACUGAUCGACCCCAGUGGCCAGAGCACUGGCGGCGUUGAUGGCUUAAUCAUCGCUGUUCAUGGUGAAUUUGAUGAGCAAGACCCCAGUACCAAUAUUGCGGGAAAGCGCAGUUUCUCUCGAACAUUCGUCCUUGGGCCUGGAAAACCGGGACAGAUGAUUCGGGUCGUCAGCGACAUGCUCUCGCUGCGAACGUACAGUCUGCUCCCAAAUGUGUUUGUGGCACCUGCCCCAGCACCUGCAGACCAACAUCAGGCCAUGAUCGUCGAACUCUCCAAGCAGACGGGCAUGACAGCCCAGUACUCUGAGAUGUGCCUUGCCCAAGUCAACUGGGAAUUCGACAAGGCUUUGUUGAUGUUUAAUGAGAAGAAGCCACAACUCCCAGCUGAGGCUUUCGCUACAGCCGGUGUGCCAUAG